Didymella exigua CBS 183.55 is the source of this 1929-nucleotide messenger RNA. RefSeq names its product GMC oxidoreductase. The coding region runs from base 1 to 1929 and encodes 642 amino acids. The record is from RefSeq and is a predicted model, not a curated record. NCBI's taxonomy places the organism in Eukaryota, Fungi, Ascomycota, Dothideomycetes, Pleosporales, Didymellaceae. Gene Ontology annotation, molecular function: flavin adenine dinucleotide binding; oxidoreductase activity, acting on CH-OH group of donors. The transcript has 2 exons.
AUGCUGUUCCGUCAAUUCGCUCUGGCUGCGGCCUCUAUCUCUCUCGCAAAGGCUGUCGAGCUUACAGGAUACGAAUAUGUCGUCGUUGGAAGUGGUGCCGGUGGUGGUCCUCUCGCUGCCCGCCUUGCCCUCGCUGGCCACAAGACACUUCUGAUUGAAGCUGGUGACGACCAGGGUGCUAACCAGAACUACACUGUACCUUCGUUCAACGCGAAGGUCUCUGAAGACCCCAGCCUGGCCUGGAACUUCUUCGUCAAGCACUACGCCGACGAGGACAGACAAGCCCGUGACUUCAAGACCUCCUACACCACACCGGAUGGUGGCGAGUACACCGGCUUGUCGCCCCCUGCUGGCUCUGUCCAGAAGGGAACCCUGUACCCUCGCACUGGUACCCUCGGUGGAUGCACAGCUCACAAUGCCCUGAUCGCUGUCUACCCUCACCAGUCUGACUUUGAGUACAUUCAGAACCUCACUGGUGACGACUCUUGGGCCCCUGACAACAUGCGCAAGUACUUUGUCAAGCUUGAAAAGAACGCUUACCUCACCACUGGUAAGGGUCACGGCUACGAGGGAUGGUUGGGCACCCAAUAUGCCCCCAUCGACAUCGUCACCAGCGAUCUUCAGCUCACGAGCAUGAUCAGCGGCGCUGCCUUCGCUCUUAGCAACAAGACCAACGCUAUCAUCAACCUGGCCACCCUCGUUGCUGGCGAUGCCAACGCCGACACCGAUGCCCGUGACUCUGACCCCGGUCUGUUCCAGAUCCCUCUGAGCACUGCCGACGGUCAGCGUACCGGUUCUCGUGAGUUUGUCGUCGCUGUCCGUGAUGCCACAUUCACCAACGGCACGAAGAGGUACCCUCUCGAUGUCAAGCUCAACACCCACGUCACCAAGAUCACAUUCGACGAGACCACUACUCCCCCCACUGCCACUGGAGUCGAGUUCCGCGAGGGCCAGUACCUCUACAAGGCCAGCCCCAAAAACACUGGUGCCACAGGUACUGCUGGUUCUGCUAAGGCUUCGCGCGAAGUCAUUGUUGCCGGUGGUACCUACAACUCUCCCCAGCUCCUCAAGCUUUCUGGUGUCGGUCCUUCCGACGAGUUGAAGAAGUUUGACAUUCCUGUCGUUGUUGACCUUCCCGGUGUCGGAACCAAUCUCCAGGACCACUACGAGAUCUCCGUUCAGGGCACAAUCGAGAACGACUUCUCUGCUCUGGACGGCUGCACCUUCAAGGGUGACGCUGCCGAUCCCUGCAUCAAGCGCUACAACACCCCCAUCCUUGGCAACCGCGGUAUCUACGCUUCCCCCGGUCUUGGUGCCAACAUGUUCUACCAGUCCAGCGUCGCGGAGAAGAACAACUGGGACAUCUUCGCCUUCGGUGGCCCUGUCAACUUCCGCGGUUACUUCCCCAGCUACAGCGUCAACGCCACCGCCGUCCACAACCUCUUCACCUGGGCUAUUCUCAAGGCCCAUCCCCGCAACAACGCUGGCUCCGUUACCCUCCAGUCUGCUGAUCCUCUCGAAGUCCCCGCUAUCACCUACAACUACUUCGACACCGGUGUGGGCGAGUGGGAGAAGGACGUCACUGCCAUGACUGAGGCCAUCGCUCUUACCCGUGACGCCUUCAAGCGCCAGCUUGUCCCUGUCACCGAGGUCCUCCCUGGUGCGGAUGUCACGACCUCCGAGCAGCUCUCCGACUACAUCAGGGACAGCGCAUGGGGCCACCACGCUUCGUCCACCUGCCCCAUCGGUGCCGAUGAUGACGAGCUUGCUGUGCUUGACAGCAACUUCAACGUCCGCGGAACCAAGGGUCUCCGUGUCGUUGAUGCUUCUGUCUUCCCCCGUAUCCCGGGCACCUUCACUGCCGUCUCGACCUACAUGGUCGCUGAGAAGGCUGCUGAUGUUAUCCUGGCUGCUGCUGAGGCUGCCUAG